UAGAACCGUUUAAGCAACUAUAUUUGUUAUGUUGAUUACAUUUGUAACAGUUAUCAAUGGGUGAACAAAGAAUAACAAUAGCCAUUAUUAAAGGAAAUACAGAAUACAACAGAAGAAUUUCUUUCAAUGGUGUUGCAGUCAUACUGUUGCCCUCCUUUUAUGCUGCUGUGAAAAACAGACCUUUAAUUUGUUGACCCCUACACAACCUCAUAGGAUAUAGAAUUUUUGUAUGAUUCCCUUACACCCCUCUGACUGGUAUGUUUAUGGGUGAACUUUUUAUGCUAGAAUUUUAUAAUGCAGGGAGAUUUGGUGAUACAUUUGACAAACACAUCACAUAGAAACUGGAAUAAACUGGAAAACCCUAUAUCAAUCCAGUUGCCAACAGAAUGAGAAAUGUGUUGCAGGCUGUUGAAGUUGCAACAUAUAUCAGUUUCUGAGUGAAAACAGAGGGUGUGUGGGCCAAGCUCCUCUCACCACAUGCCUGGAUGGCAAGAUAAAGCCAACUGCCUUUGCAAAGAAGACAGUGGGAUGACAGACGAAGAGAUACCCAAUGUGGGUGAUCCCCCUCCAACAUACAUAAUCUUCCUCCUUGUCUUUUUCUUCUUCAUCACUGGCCUCCUGGGUUUCUUAAUCUGUCACUUAUUGAAGACGAAGGGCUACCGCUGUGAACUGGAAGAGGAUCAAGUAAACUGUGAAGACAAACCGGGGACAGACAAAGAUGAUGAAUCAGAAGACAGCCAAGACACUGUGGAACAGAUUCUGAAAUGCAUCAUUGAAAAUGAAGCCAAUAUGGAGGCCUUCAAAGACAUGUUUACUGGGCAAAACGUUUGUGAACAUCAAGAUCCACGGUUACCUCAGAAAGAUGGUGCAAGUGGUCUUCCCCUUCACCAUCAUACAGUUCAUCUGGGUGGUGAAAUCAGCUCUUGUGUCCACUGUAUGCAAGAACGUUUAUUAAAAACACGGCGCAAAAGCCGUGUGGCUAGAAGCAAAGCUCGGCUAGCGGAGCAGACUGUGUUUUCUGUGGGAAGGUUUCGUGUCACCCACAUGGAGAAGAGAAACAGCCUGCAAGGUUCGAUCAAUCUUUCUGCCUCUAAGCCAGGAAACACGUCCAAUGACACAACGCUCUCUGAUAGCAAGACGGGAUUUAAAGACACUUCCAAAAAACCUCAGGAGGAAUACAACAUCCGUAAUAUGUUCAAAGACUCUGGAGCAACCAACGGCAAAGUCCUGAAUGUUGGCAAACGGAAGAAGAGUGUCACAUUGCUUAGCUUUUUUAAGGGUGCUGAUCCUGUGGAUACCAAAGGGGUAGCAGACGUGAUUGAGGACGACAAGGAGGGGUCAAGCACACCGGAUCAGUUAUCUGUCUCUCUGGGAGAAGGCUUGAGCUCCGUUGCACUGUCCCCCACUGAUGAAACAGCUUUAGAUGAAAAUGCAAAUAAAGGUUCAGGUAAAUUAGAGAAGACCAGCCUAGAGAACGAAAAGGCUGAUGAAGCGACUUUAAAUGUGAAAUCGCAUGACAAAUUAAGUACAAACACAACAGAGAUAGUUGGGGAUAGUUCUAAUGACUGCUCUAGAUUUGUGGUGGUACGAACUACGGAAGAAACCGUCAUCCCACCUGCAGCCGCUGUGGACCAUAGAGGAGAUGAAACGACAAAACUCAAGGACAUUAAGACUGGCCAAGUUAGUCAGGAGAGUACAGACAAUCAGCAGAUAUGAUUACAGCAUCAUAGCCCUACAAGCAUAACAUUAUACAAUUAUCAGAUGGUCAGACAGUUGUUUAUUAAGAACAAGACUCAUCAUGAAAAAUGACACUGCUUUUACCAAAAAUAGCCCUUGUUCUCAAUUAAUUGCAUUUUAAAUCUAUAAAUAUGAUGGGCUUAAUUGAAAAGCAAUGCCUAUUAAAAUAUGUCGACAAUU
Pimephales promelas (fathead minnow) is the source of this 1917-nucleotide messenger RNA. The record is from RefSeq and is a predicted model, not a curated record. Lineage: Eukaryota; Metazoa; Chordata; Actinopteri; Cypriniformes; Leuciscidae.